Acanthopagrus latus (yellowfin seabream) is the source of this 3138-nucleotide messenger RNA. Its product is annotated as neuronal acetylcholine receptor subunit non-alpha-2-like. Lineage: Eukaryota; Metazoa; Chordata; Actinopteri; Spariformes; Sparidae. Gene Ontology annotation, molecular function: acetylcholine-gated monoatomic cation-selective channel activity; transmembrane signaling receptor activity. Gene Ontology annotation, biological process: monoatomic ion transmembrane transport; regulation of membrane potential; nervous system process. The record is from RefSeq and is a predicted model, not a curated record. Gene Ontology annotation, cellular component: synapse; postsynaptic membrane; neuron projection. The transcript has 6 exons. Bases 213 to 1673 code for a protein of 486 amino acids.
CACCGGCCACACGCACCUUCACACCGGCUCCCUGCUCCGUGUGACACCGCAGCAGAGAGCUUGGGUGUGUUUUUUUUUUCCCUCCGCCUGGUAUUGAGAACUACUGAUGGGAGCCUCGGUGCCGACUCGGUGUGCGCACAGUGAUCCUCUCCAGCUGAACAGCCCAGAGUGAGCGGAGGCUGCAGGAGCGCUCGGUCGGACCAGGAGGAACCAUGAAGUUGACGGUCCCCCUCCUCCUCCUCCUCUUGUCGGCGUCCUGCCCGGUGUUCCCCGCCGAAGUCACCGGUCAAAGUGAGUUUGUGUCCUUGGCGGAGAUGGAAGACCUUCUGCUGAGGAACCUGUUCCAAGGCUACCAGCGCUGGGUCAGGCCCAUCCAGCACUCCAACAGCACGAUUAGAGUACGCUUCGGAUUGAAGAUCUCCCAGCUGGUUGAUGUGGAUGAGAAGAACCAGCUAAUGACAACUAACGUUUGGCUGUGGCAGGAGUGGAUCGAUAACAAGCUGCGAUGGAAUCCAGAGAAAUACGGAGGAAUCACUUCGAUCAGAGUUCCCUCUGAAAACAUCUGGCUCCCGGACAUCGUCCUCUAUGAGAAUGCUGAUGGGCGUUUUGAGGGCUCCCUGAUGACCAAAGCCAUUGUCAGGUACAAUGGUGCCAUCACCUGGACGCCCCCUGCUAGUUACAAAUCAGCCUGCACUAUGGAUGUCACCUUCUUCCCCUUCGACCGCCAGAACUGCACAAUGAAAUUUGGCUCCUGGACAUACGAUGGGAACAUGGUGGACCUGAUUCUGAUAGACACCCAUGUCGAUCGGAAGGACUUCUUCGAUAACGGCGAGUGGGAGAUCCUCAGUGCCACUGGUGCCAAAGGGACCAGGAGGGACGGCAUGUAUUCAUACCCCUUCCUCACGUAUUCCUUCAUUCUGAAGCGGUUGCCAUUAUUCUACACCCUGUUCCUCAUCAUCCCUUGUUUGGGUUUGUCCUUCCUGACCGUCCUGGUGUUUUACCUUCCCUCAGACGAAGGGGAGAAGCUGUCACUGUCUACCUCUGUCCUCGUGUCGCUCACUGUGUUCCUCCUCGUCAUAGAGGAAAUCAUCCCCUCAUCCUCCAAGGUGAUCCCGCUCAUCGGAGAGUACCUGCUCUUCAUCAUGAUCUUUGUCACACUCUCCAUCAUCGUCACCGUCUUCGUCAUCAAUGUGCACCACCGCUCGUCGGCCACCUACCACCCCAUGUCGCCAUGGGUUCGCACUCUCUUUCUCCAGAAACUGCCGAGGUUGCUCUGCAUGCGUGGACACACUGAUCGCUACCACUACCCAGAGCUGGCUCCUGAAAGCCCUGAGCUGAAGACUCGCUCUGGAGGUCGGAGAGGAGGCGGGAAGGCCAACAGCUCAUUGCACGGACAGACGACUUCUGACGGGAAGGAAGAAGAGGCCUGGGCUACCAUGUUGGACAAAGCCAUCUACUCUGUGCGCUACAUCAGUAGACAUAUUCGCAAAGAACACUUCAUCCGGGAGGUGGUGCAAGACUGGAAGUUUGUGGCCCAGGUGUUAGACAGGAUCUUCCUGUGGGCUUUCCUCACUGUUUCAAUCCUGGGCACUAUCCUCAUCUUCACUCCAGCUCUGCAGAAGUUCAUGAAAGUCCUUCCUCCACCUGUAAGUGAGGAGCCACCUUCAAACUAGUAGCAAUAACACACCCUUUCCAAACGCAGCUGACGAGCCACCUCCAAGAAUCUGCAGACCACUGAGCAUGAUGACGCCACUACCGGUGCUUUGAAAAAAAGAAGAACUAUGACUCUCAAGAUUUUUAGUUGGUUAGGUUUCUUCUUUAGACUUCCUGUUCAAAGUCGUCUGUAUGAAGUCAGUAUGUGUGUCGUUUCUCUGCACAUUACAGUCGAAAAUUAUUAUGAUGCUUUCAGGUUUUGUUUACAGACAAUUUAGACAAUCUUAGUGAAAACUGUUGCAACCUGUGCUGCUUUUCAGCCAGUUUAUUGCCAAAGUAGUUACACUUUAAACUCUACACAUAGUUGCUUUAAGUAGCAUGCAGGCAUCAAAACACUUGAAUAAACAUACUCCUCACUUUAGAAAGGUAUUUAAUGUAAAGUUAAAUGAAAUAUAAACCAACUUAAUUUAGCAUAAAAUUAAACCAUAAAAUGAUUUGUGUACUCAGCCCACUUAGGCACUUAACUGCAGUUGACUUAUCAUUUUCACCUGGUCGCAACAAAUAAUUUUCUGUGAUGAAUCCUUAAAAACUAUCAUCUAAAAUUCCUGAUGUUAUGGUAUCACUCAUACAUAGCUAUUCUGCUUUUGUUAGCACUUACCUGAAGCACAAAUUACCUCUUACUGUAACUACUUUUUAGUUUUUUAGUGUAUGUUAACAAAUGACUUAAUCUCUCAAGGCACCAACAACUUUGAGCUACCUUCUUCAUUCAUGAGAAAAACAACAUCCUUUUAUAUAUUUGCAAAAUCUCUGAAGACUUAACUAUACAUCAGGGGAAUAAAGCCAUUAAAUGACUGAUCAGGGAUCUAAUAUGUGAAGCUGUAUCCUAACUGCUUGUAUCAUUUUUUCUCCAAAAUACUUGUCUUUUUCACACUCUUCAAAAAAAUCACUAUAUAUUGAUCACAGCAGUUAGUGAAACAAUUUCAAGCAACAUAAUAUAAAGUGUAUUGAAUAAAUGAAGGGCAUUAUAUUUGGACAUUUUGUCCCCAUCAUGUUAAUCUCUGCUGCUGUUCAAGUAAAACAUUUAUUCCCCCUCAAAUGAGAAGAAUUCUAGAAAACAUACUUAAACUGUAUAGAUAGAUAGCAUGGGUGAAGUGGCAGCUCCACCCAGUGGUAAACCAGAGAGAUGCAGAAAAUGUCCAUUUCAGAGAAAAAAAACAACAGAGUACAAAAUGUAGUGUUUUUCCCUUGUUUUUUGUUGAAAUAAAUGUGCGAAAUAAAUUCUUAUUUUUUCUUCUCAUGCAUUAAAAUCGAAUUGAUUGAUAUGAAAUGCAAGACAGAAAUUACAUCUGUUUCUUGUUUGAAUCCUUGUUCCAAUGUUAAGCACAUUUUCAUUAUUUGCAUGCAGUAUGUUCAAAACAAGACACUUCGACAUUAAAAAGAACCAUUUCAUUUGAUUUGAUUUUAACAUUUAUUGAAUAAAAUGUG